Molecule: messenger RNA, 3446 nt
Organism: Populus nigra (black poplar)
Lineage: Eukaryota; Viridiplantae; Streptophyta; Magnoliopsida; Malpighiales; Salicaceae
Product: cuscuta receptor 1-like
Exons: 8
Coding region: 16-3303 (1095 amino acids)
Molecular function (GO): protein binding
Source: RefSeq, a predicted model, not a curated record
AACAGAGGGGUACAAAUGGGAUUCAACAGGUUCUCUCUGCCAGCAGUGGCGGUGAUAAUGAUGAUUAAUGCCAUGCUUCUAUCACAAGCGUGUUUGGAGGAAGAACGAAUUGCUCUUUUGCAAAUCAAAACUUCCUUUGGUGAAAACCCAAAUCUUAAGUCAUCCCCGGUACUCUCUUGGGGAAAAGAUGCCCUCUGUUGCAGUUGGGAAGGAGUUACCUGCAGCAAUUCCACUACAAGACGAGUCGUCGAAAUCCAUCUUCGAAUUUGGUCCUCAUCUAUGGAACAUUGGUACCUAAAUGCAUCUAUAUUUCUUCCCUUCCAAGAACUCAAUGUUCUUGACUUGACUGGAAAUAGCAUAGCUGGCUGUGUUGCGAAUGAAGGUUUCGAAAGGCUAUCAAGACUUGCCAAAUUGGAGGUUCUUGUUUUGUAUUACAAUUACUUUAACAAUAGCAUCCUAUCAUCCCUCAAAGAUCUUUCAUCUCUUAAAUAUCUAGAUCUUGAUGGCAAUCAAUUGAAAGGAUCAAUAAACACAAAAGAAUUUGAUUCAUUGAGCAACUUGGAGGUGCUAUCACUGGUUGGAAAUAGGAUCCACGGUUUUGUAGCCUUAAAAGGCUCUGAAGGACCGUCAAGACUUAACAAAUUGGAGAGUCUUGAUUUAAGCUACAAUUACUUCAACAAUAGCAUCCUAUCAUCCCUCAAAGGGCUUGCAUCUCUCAAACAUCUGUAUCUUGAUGGCAACAGAUUGCAAGGAUUAAUAAACAUGAAAGGCUCUGAAGGACCGUCAAGGCUUAACAAAUUGGAAAGUCUUCAUUUAGGCAACAAUUACUUCAACAAUAGCAUCCUAUCAUCCCUCAAAGGGCUUUCAUCUCUCAAACAUUUGUAUCUUGAUGGCAACUGGUUGCAAGGAUUAAUAAACAUGAAAGAAUUUGAUUCAUUGAGCAACUUGGAGGUGCUAUCACUGGUUGGAAAUAGGAUCCACGGUUUUAUAGCCUUAACAGGCUCUGAAGGACCAUCAAGGCUUAACAAAUUAGAGGUUCUUUACUUGAAUGACAAUCACUUCAACAAUAGCAUCCUAUCAUCCCUUAAAGGGCUUUCAUCUCUCAAAUAUCUGUCUCUUGAUGGCAACCAGUUGCAAGGAUCAAUAAACAUGAAAGGCCUUUGUGAGUUAAAGCAUCUCCAGGAACUAGAUAUCAGCUACAAUGAUCUCAAAGGUUCUUUGCCUUCGUGUUUCUCGAAUUUGACAAAUCUUCAAGUUUUAGAUAUCUCUUUCAACAACUUCACUGGAAAUAUAUCAUUGAGUCCCAUUGGAAGUCUCACGUCCAUUCAAGAUCUAAGACUUUCACACAAUCACUUCCAAAUCCCAAUCUCACUUGGCCCAUUUUUUAACCUUUCAAACCUCAAGAAUUUGAAUGGUAACCGUAAUGAAUUAUACCAGUCAACAGAGCUGGUACACAAUUUAAUUCCAAGGUUCCAGUUACAGAGGCUUUCUUUGGCAUAUACUGGAUCCGGCGGGACAUUUCCGAAAUCCCUGUACUAUCAACAUGACCUUCAAUUUGUUGAUCUCUCACACAUCAAAAUGACAGGAGAAUUUCCGAGCUGGUUGUUACAAAACAACACAAAACUCGAAGAGCUUUAUUUGGUCAACAAUUCCCUUUCAGGAUCUUUCCAAUUAGCAAAUCAUUCCCUUGUGAGACUGUCACAUUUGGAUAUAUCGAGAAAUCACAUCCACAAUCAAAUUCCUACUGAAAUUGGAGCAUGUUUCCCGAGGUUAGUGUUUUUGAACCUGUCCAGAAAUGAUUUCGAUGGUAGCAUUCCCUCUUCGAUCAACAAUAUGAGCCUCUUGAAAGUCUUAGAUUUGUCCAACAAUGGCUUGUCAGGCAACAUACCUGAGCAGUUGGUGGAAAACUGUUUAUCAUUAGAGGUUAUCAUGCUUUCAAAUAAUUAUUUGAAAGGCCAGCUUUUCUGGAAAAAUUUCAACUUAACAUACUUGACCGAGCUGAUAUUAAGAGGGAAUCAGUUAACCGGGAUUCUUCCGAAUAGCUUAUCUAAUUGUUCUGCAUUGCAAGCAUUGGAUGUCAGUCUCAAUAAUUUAUCUGGUAAGAUACCGAGAUGGAUAGGGUAUAUGUCUUCUCUUCAAUAUUUAGACCUUUCAGAGAACAAUCUUUUUGGAAUUCUACCAUCCAACUUUUGUUCUUCAAGGAUGAUGAUAGAAGUUUAUUUAUCAAAAAAUAAACUAGAAGGAUCACUGAUUGGUGCGCUCGAUGGUUGUCUGUCGCUGAAGAGAUUAGAUAUUAGCCAUAAUUAUUUUAAAGGUGGCAUUCCCGAGUCAAUUGGUUCUUUGUUAGAGUUAAGCUUUCUUCUUUUAGGUUAUAAUAAUCUAGAAGGUGAAAUCCCAAGACAGCUGUGCGAACUAAAGAAAUUAAGCUUGAUUGAUCUUUCUCAUAAUAAUCUGUGUGGUCAUAUUCUUCCAUGCCUACAUCCUAGAAGCGAGUGGUAUAGGGAAUGGGACAGUGCUCCUACUAUGCCUUCAGCAUAUGCUCCUAUGCCUUCAUCAUAUGCUCCUGAGUAUAUGCCGCCAGCAUAUGCUCCUAUGCCCUUGGAAGAUCCUUCUGUUAAUAAAUCUGUUGAGAUUACAACAAAGAGUAUAUCGUAUUCAUUCAAGGGAAUCAUCCUCACUUACAUCUCCGGUAUCGAUCUCUCCUGCAACAAUUUGACAGGAGAGAUUCCUUUUGAGCUUGGAAACCUCAGCAACAUUAAGUUGUUGAAUCUAUCCCAUAACAGUUUAACAGGUCCCAUACCACCUACAUUUUCAAACCUGAAGGAAAUUGAAACUCUGGAUCUUUCCUACAACAACUUGAACGGGGAAAUUCCUCCCCAGCUUCUCGACUUAAACUUCCUUUCUGCUUUCAGUGUAGCCCACAAUAACUUAUCUGGCAAAACGCCAAAGAUGGUUGCACAAUUCUCAACAUUCAGCAAGUCUUGCUAUGAGGGAAAUCCGUUGCUUUGUGGACCACCACUCGCCAAAAAUUGUACUGGAGCAAUACCACCAUCACCACUGCCAAGGUCUCAGACUCAUAAAAAAGAAGAAAAUGGCGUUAUUGAUAUGGAGGCUUUCUAUGUGACAUUUUCAGUAGCAUACAUCAUGGUCCUGUUGGCAAUAGGUGCAGUUCUGUAUAUAAACCCACAUUGGAGACAAGCAUGGUUUUACUUUAUUGGGAAGAGCAUCAAUAAUUGCUAUUACGUUCUUGUGGACAAUUUACCUGUGCCAGCCAGGUUCAGACGAUUUCAGCCUUGUGUCUAAAACGGUAUUGGCUUAGUGUAUACUGUGUUUAGUGUUUACAUUUUCAAGUUGUGAUUCAUCAAUAAACCAAUCUUUAUAAUUGGUGUUAAUAUAUGUUCAAACACUCUGUGCCAUCCUACAAAUAAUGUUCUGUUUUUUUCUUA